UCCACCUGAAAUGCAAUUUGUUUAUGUUCUUCCUGGUUGGGAAGGUUCUGUUGCUGAUGGACGAGUUCUUCGAGAUGCCAUUAGUAGGAGGCAUGGACUAAAAGUUCCUCACGGUUGUUAUUAUCUAGUUGAUGCUGGAUACACAAAUUGUGAGGGAUUUCUUGCAUCUUUUAGAGGACAACGAUAUCAUUUGAAUGAUUGGCGUAAGGGUUAUCAGCCAAGUACUCCGCAAGAAUUUUUUAAUAUGAAACAUGCCUCAGCACGUAAUGUUAUUGAAAGAUGCUUUGGGUUAUUAAAAAUGAGAUGGGGAAUACUUAGGAGUCCAUCAUUCUAUCCUGUAAGGGUGCACAAUAGGAUCAUUAUUGCAUGUUGUUUGCUCCAUAAUUUUAUUCGAACCCAUAUGAGUAUUGAUCCUAUUGAAGCGGAGGUGGGAGAAGGAUUACCUAGUAAUGUGUUAGAUGACGAUGAACCGAAUAUCGUCAAUAUUCAUCCAUCGGAUGCUUGGGCUACUUGGAGGAUGGAACUAGCCAACCAAAUGUUCGAUGAAUGGCAAGCAUCUAGACAUUAGUUAGGUUUAAGGAGAAACUUAGUUUGAGUUCAUUUGUUUAUGUUAUUUUAUGUAUAUAGUUUGUGAAACUUUGGUGGUGUUUUUGUGUUUAUUGUAUUGUACUAAACUUGUUGAAUUAUAAUUUGAUUUCUUUUCAUUCAUCAUGUGUUAUAAUUUUAUUCUUUAUGAGUUUUUUAUUCAUGAUAUUGA
Gossypium raimondii (Peruvian cotton) is the source of this 757-nucleotide messenger RNA. RefSeq lists its product as uncharacterized. The coding region runs from base 11 to 568 and encodes 185 amino acids. The transcript is spliced from 2 exons. NCBI's taxonomy places the organism in Eukaryota, Viridiplantae, Streptophyta, Magnoliopsida, Malvales, Malvaceae. The record is from RefSeq and is a predicted model, not a curated record.